GGGUGGAGUCGGACUGUGUCGCGUAAGGUAGUGUUUGUGCAGUGCGCGGGGAGAUGACGCGCUGUCCAACGCGACGUUAGCGGCGGGAACAAGCGGGGCGCCUGACAAUCCCUGUCCAAGUCCGAGCUCAAGCUCGACUUGAAACUUUGCAGGCACCGCUUGACAUCAUUCCACAACAACGUGCAGCGGUCCAUCUCCACCUGUGCAUCGCACCUGCGCAGCCAAAGUCGUAUCUGCACAGCCGAAGUCGUAUCGCGCAGCCAUGCCCUCGCCCUCGCCGCCCCGCGAGGCGCCCACAGAAGCCCGCGCCGGAGGACGCGAAGAAACAGACGCAAGACGUGGAGAAACAGACGCAAGACGUGGAGAAACAGACAAAACACGUGAAGAAAUAGACAAAAGACGUGAAGAAACAGACAAAAGACGUGAAGAAACAGACAAGAGGCGUGAAGAACGCGGCGCAAGACGCGAUCAAACAGACGCAAGACAGCGCUCGCGCUCACCGCGCCGCAGCCGCAGCCCCGCGCGCCGCAAGCCGAAGAGCUACUCGGGGUUGAAGUGGAAGGACGACAAGAGAGAGGCGUCGGAGCGCGACUCGAGGCGGCGCGAUGAUAGGGACGAUGGAAGGCGAGGCGACAGGAGAGGGGAUAGGAGGGACGACAGGAGGGACGACAGGAGGGACGACAGGAGGGCAGACAGGAGGGACGACCGCAUCCGCAGCGACCGAGAGCGACGAGACGACCGCCCCGACCGACGGAGGGACGACAGGGACCGCAGAGACGGCCCGUCCAAGCUCUCCUCCUCCUCCUCCUCCAAGCCAAAGCCCGCCCCCGCCUCCGCUCCCACCGAGCCCAUGAUUCUCGUGACAAUCAACGACCGGCUGGGCACCAAGACGCAAGUCCCCUGCCUCCCCUCUGAUCCCGUGCGCGUGCUCAAAGCCAUGGUGGCGGCCAAGAUCGGGCGGCCGGUGCACGAGAUCAUGCUCAAGCGGCAGGGCGAGCGGCCGUUCCACGACAGUCUGAGUCUGGCGGAUUAUGCAAUCAGCAACGGGGUGCAGAUUGAUCUGGAGUUGAAUACGGGGGAUUAGUGGAGGGGGAGGGGAUAGUAGGAGAGGGACAGGGCAGGGGAUAGUAGUAGAGGGACAGGACAGGGGACAGUAGGAGAGGGACAGGGCAGGGGAUAGUAGUAAAAGAGAAGCAUCAAGCAUGCACAGCAAGCAGAUCAAUUGCACUGCACAAUGGGCGCCCUAAUCCACAGCAUCUCCAUCUCCAUCGUCU
Molecule: messenger RNA, 1274 nt
Organism: Didymella exigua CBS 183.55
Lineage: Eukaryota; Fungi; Ascomycota; Dothideomycetes; Pleosporales; Didymellaceae
Product: ubiquitin-like protein
Exons: 1
Coding region: 263-1084 (273 amino acids)
Biological process (GO): mRNA splicing, via spliceosome; protein modification process
Cellular component (GO): cytoplasm; nucleus
Molecular function (GO): protein tag activity; protein binding
Source: RefSeq, a predicted model, not a curated record